Molecule: messenger RNA, 480 nt
Organism: Aureobasidium musti
Lineage: Eukaryota; Fungi; Ascomycota; Dothideomycetes; Dothideales; Saccotheciaceae
Source: the annotation of a GenBank genome assembly
UCGUCCCAAGAAAUGUGCAUAUCUCCCUUCGAUUCGAGCUCAACAUUAGAACAAGCAAAACCUGAAAACCCAAACUAUCGAAUGGAGACUCAACAUCGCGAAAAAUCUAUAUCAAACCAAUCGAAACACGGUCCUGCUGUCGACAUAUUGAACGUUAGAUUCAGCUUCAAUGAGAAGUUGAUGCGAACGGAAGCUGAACCUCGCGAUUUCAUUUAUGUUUACGACUAUANNGUUCGGACAUGGAUUAUAUUCCAAAGACUUGUUCAUUGCACCACUGAAACAGAAGCGACAGGAGAUCAACAGAUUGAUCAAGCACCUAUACCGUACUCAAUGCGCAGUAUUCCUAUCAAAACAGGCACAGGAGGUUUUGGUGGUGGGCACACUGUUGUUGCCAGGGUGCAUGUCAAUAUGGCAUUGAGGGUGCAACGAUGGCUUGGUAUGCAGAAACGGCUGUAUAUCGUGGAUGCAAUAAAGGGAUGA